Brachypodium distachyon (stiff brome) is the source of this 3422-nucleotide messenger RNA. RefSeq lists its product as uncharacterized. Gene Ontology annotation, molecular function: protein binding. The coding region runs from base 2223 to 3248 and encodes 341 amino acids. The record is from RefSeq and is a predicted model, not a curated record. NCBI's taxonomy places the organism in Eukaryota, Viridiplantae, Streptophyta, Magnoliopsida, Poales, Poaceae. The transcript has a single exon.
GUCGCCCCAUAGCCGAAACGUUUUUUUUUCGGAGUUCCGCUGGAAGAAAAAACACCCCGCCUCCUGAACCCCACCAGCCACCGCACACAUCCUCUCCCGCCGGUCGGCCGGUCGCUACCUUCUCUCCCCUUCCGCCUGUCAACCCCUACGUCGUACCCCUUCUUCCCCUGCACUCGCUUCAUCUCCUGCCUUCCACUCCGCCCGCCGCGCCGCCUACUCUCACCCCACGGUCGCCUCCUCGAGCCUCGGCCCGCCAUGGGCCCUGCCUGCUCGGCCGCUUCCUCACGCCCUUCGCUCAUCGCGGUCGUGGCGGCCCACGCGGGCGGUGGAGGACACCACGGAGCUGCGCCGCGGCGCGCUCGGGGUAAGUAGGCGAUGCCGGCACGGUGGUGAUCUCCGGUCUAAGCCAAACAGUUGCCCGAGCGGUGGCAGCAACGUCUCCCAAUUUCGUACUUCAGUUCGAAACCCUGUUAAGGCUACGGUUGUUUCGUUCCUAGAGAUUCCGCGCUCGUGUUGUUGCCUCUCAAAAGUAAUGUGGCAAACCCCUGGGGAUUAUCGAUUGCUGAGUGCUGCCGGGGCGAUGGCCUGUCCUACCUUGAUCUUGGUUAAUUAUCCAACCCCGAUCCGGCCAUCCCAGUUGCGAAGUUUUGAUUUUUCACAUGAUACUCUGCCAUCACCAUAGGAUAGCUGUGAUUCUACUUCUAUGCAUCUCUCCCUCUGGAGGAGAGAUACUAUCUGAUACCCUUGGUCAAUUUUGCACCUGAGUCAGUAUGAAAUCCAGUUCCUGUACCUGAUUCUCCUGCUUCUGUACCUGAACUUCAUUCAGUUUGUAGCCAAAAUUCUGUUGCCUGUUUUCUUUUCACUCGAACAAAAUUUGGCUGGCGUGAUUCAUGAUUGAUUCACAUUCUAAAUUAGCGGGUGCUGCAACCAGACUAAUAUGAUGUGGUAUCAGGAACUUUGGCAUCUGUUCUCCCUUCUUGCCACUCAGAUUUUUUGGUUUGUCCAGGGAAUAUAGGGCGGUUUCCCCAUGAUAUAUUAAAUCAACUACUGCUGAUCUCGAACGUGCUUGCUGCAUAAAUUAAUAACAGUAUGAAGUUCUAACAAAUUCCUGCAUUGGUAGUACUAUUAAUCUACUGUGCAUAACUGAUGGCUGGCAACAGUCUGCUACCUAGCUAGCUUCGACAACACCAUCUCCUCAGUCUAAUUCAACGGAAGAAAACUGGUAUACCAUCUUUUUUUUUAUUUCAACAAUAUCAAAUAAUAUACUCUGUGAAGUGGUAGUGCAUUUGUGUUUUUGGUUCUCUGUCCUCUUGCGCAUUUCAUGUCAUGUCCUGAACCUGGGCUUACCGGCUUUUAGGGUCUUCACUUCUGCUAUACCGAUAUUUCGUGUCUAUCUAAACCUGGCUUCAUGAGUACCAUGUGAUCAAUGCAAGCAUGUCGUAACUCAGAACACCUGAGUACGUUGUCAUACCAAAAUUGUGGGUAUCGCUGUUUGCAUACUUCAGUCGGAACUUUCUUCUACUGUGAUCAUUUGAUGAGUUAGCUUUAUGCUACCAUAAAAUUAAGGGCAAGACCUUACGAUAGAUACCAAUCAUGUUUAUUGUUAAAGAUUCAGCUUCUCUGAAUCUUAACAUUUUGGUUCUUCUGUGCUUGCAAGUGGAAGAAUCAAUUAGUGUGUGUACCAAAUUAGUUUGAAUCUUUUUUGCAGAUUUGAGUAUGUGUAGAACUAUGGGUGGUCACCAAAUUAACACCAUGUAAUUUGUUUGUUUUCAAACAGUGUCAGAUUGUUGACUUGUUCAGUUUUGAAAUGCGAAAAAUAUCCAAAUCUAAAAUGCAAAGGUUAAUUUUAUUAUUUUCAAACGGAAGAUAUUGUUGUCUUUUGAGAGAUUAGACUACGUAGAGACAAAAUCUUCUGAAGAAACAUUUUUAAAAUGAUAUUUGGUGAUUGUCAAAAAAGAUCAAAAGAAGGACGAGGCAUUGAGUGUGUCAUUUUAUUUUGUUAUUCCGUUGCAAUCUGAUCUUGGCUGAGGAGAUGUGUACCGAAGCAAAAGUGUUGAAUAGGAUAUGGAAAACAACACCGACAGACGGAGACCGACGUUUACAGUAACUAAGUUCUAACUCGAAUUCAUGUGCAACUCGAUCCGAUAGUCCACAGCCUUAAAAAGUUCCUCCGAUCGAUAUGUGGACUCUCCGAUGACGUUUGUGAGAUACUACGAUCGACGAUGGCAUGCCAGCGGACCGCAUGGCCGGCCCUGCCGCGGCAUCUCCUGGGCUCCGUCCUGUCCCGCCUCCGGUCCCUCGCCGACCGCGUCCGCCUCCGCGCCGUCUGCCGCCCGUGGCGCAUCAAGCUCCUGGCCCUGCCCACGCCGCCGCAGCUCCCUUGGCUCGCUCUCCCGCUCGCCGGCACCGUCUACGACGUCGCCAGCAACAAGACGUACCGCCUUCAGAUCCCCAACCAGGACUCCGCCGGCAGAGACAACAUGGUGUUCCUCCACCACAACGACGGGCCCUGCUACAGCGCCGGCGGCAACAUGUUCUUCUUCCUCCACCAGGACGCCGACGACGACGACGACGACGGGCGGUGCUCCUGCUCCCUGGUCGACGCGCUCUCCGGCGCCGCCACGCCUCUCCCCGAGCUAGCCGCUCUCCUGCAGCCCCACAUGGUAAACACCACCAACAAGAUGAAGAUCGAGAAGGCGACCAUAUCCUCACGGCCGGACCGGCUGCUGGCCGUUCUAGCCAGGGACGGCAACAAAUCCAGGGUCUUCAUCUCCACGUGCCGAUCACCGGCCGCCGGCGAGAUCACCAACACGUGCGCCGUGAUGCGGGAGAUGCCCCGAAUCGUCGACAUCGCCUUCUUCCAGGGCAAGCUGUACGCGCACCUCGCCAUGUACUACGAGCUCGUCGCCGCCGACCUCAGCAAUUUCGAGGCCGACCUUGGCCAUGGGCCCCGUCUGGGCCGGUGGAUCAAGAAGGCCCGCGGCCUCGACGGCGGCUGGGCGCUCUUCGUCGGCAAGCCCUGCUCCAGGGCUGUCCGUGCUAGUGGUGUCAGGCGGGGAGCUCGAGGAAAUUGCAUCUACUUCGUGGGAGAUUACGGGAACCCCUUUCAACAUUCCGGCGUGUAUAGCAUGGCGGACGAGGUGGCCAGGCCUUUGUUGAAGAGCUCGGUGUCGCGCAAGUUUAAGCGGACUAGGGAUAAUUAUCAGCGGUGGCGGUUUCCGGCGUGGUUCUUUCCGGUUGAAGUUUAGUGAGUACUGUACUAAAUUAAUGACACAGUUCUCUACAGUCUACUGUCAUUACGUUGCUUAGGUUAGCGCCUUGGCCGCCUGUGGCUACUUGAUUAAUUAUGUUUCUCAAGUUUUGUAAAGACUUAACAAAUCUGCACUUUGGUUUGAGGUUUCAAUGUAAUUGGAAUUCCCACC